Messenger RNA from Colossoma macropomum (tambaqui), 3435 nucleotides. It is a transcript of the gene tent5ab, whose product is annotated as terminal nucleotidyltransferase 5Ab. Gene Ontology annotation, molecular function: poly(A) RNA polymerase activity; RNA binding. The record is from RefSeq and is a predicted model, not a curated record. NCBI's taxonomy places the organism in Eukaryota, Metazoa, Chordata, Actinopteri, Characiformes, Serrasalmidae. Bases 404 to 1576 code for a protein of 390 amino acids. The transcript is spliced from 2 exons. Gene Ontology annotation, biological process: mRNA stabilization.
GAGAGAGAGAGAGAGAGAGAGAGAGAGGAAACUCCCGUGCAGCGCACGAGCCACCCUGAUCCUCCACUCUUCUGCUGUAGCCGAAGGGCGCGCACAGCGCCUCGCGCCGCUGCAAGAAGACCACCCGUAAACUGAACUGAACCUCGUUAUGCAUCCGCUCGCGGGGCUGUGAGUGAACCCUCGCGGCCCCCCCGGGAAGGGAGAGUCGCGAGACCCCCGCAGUGCCCAGCAUCGUGAGCGCACGAGCACGAACGAAGCGAGCGCGCGGACGACCAGCAGCACUUCCAACAUGUAAAACAACAUUGAUAACUAUGUCUGAUGGCCUGACGCGCGCGCCCGUUUCUGCAGGCAAUGGCUGAAGCCCCGUCCCUGAAAGUGUAGAGCGCGAGCGAGCGAGCGAGCGAUGGCGGAGGGCUCGAGCGGGAGCCUGAGCGUGCUGAGCUGGGAGCAGGUGCGCAGGCUGGACGCGCUGCUCGCGGAGUCCAUCCCCAUCCACGGCCGCUGGAACUUCCCCACGCUGCACAUGAGGCCGCGCGACAUCGUGCGGGUGGUGCGCGCGCGCCUGCGGGAGCGGCACAUCGACGUGCGCGAGGUGCGCCUGAACGGCUCGGCGGCGAGCCAUGUGCUGCACGAGGACAGCGGGCUCGGCUACAAGGACCUGGACCUGAUCUUCCGCGCGGACCUGAAGGGCGAGCGCGAGUUCCAGACGGUGAAGGAGAUCGUGCUGCACUCGCUGCUGGACUUCCUGCCCGCCGGAGUCAACAAGGAGAAGAUCACGCCGCUCACGCUGAAGGAGGCCUACGUUCAGAAGAUGGUGAAGGUCUGUAACGAUUCUGACCGCUGGAGCCUCAUCUCCCUGUCCAAUAACAGCGGGAAGAACGUGGAGCUGAAGUUCGUGGACUCUCUGAGGCGUCAGUUCGAGUUCAGCGUCGACUCCUUCCAGAUCCGCCUGGACUCGCUGCUGCUCUUCUAUGAGUGCUCGGAGAACCCCAUGGCCGAGACCUUCCACCCGUCCAUCGUGGGCGAGAGUGUGUACGGCGACUUUGAGGAGGCCCUGGAGCACCUUCGCUGCAAGCUCAUCUGCACGCGCAACCCUGAGGAGAUCCGCGGUGGGGGCCUGCUCAAGUACUGCCACCUGCUAGUGAGGGGAUUCCGUGCCGCCUCGCAGCCACACAUGAAGCAGCUGGAGCGCUACAUGUGCUCGCGUUUCUUCAUCGACUUCCCAGACGUGACCGAGCAGCGGCGGAAGCUGGAGUCGUAUCUGCAGAACCACUUCGUGGGGCUGGAGGAGCGCAAGUACGAGUACCUGAGCACGCUGCAUGGUGUUGUUAGCGAGAGCACCGUGUGCCUGAUGGGCCAUGAGCGCCGACAGGCCCUCAGCCUCAUCACCAUGCUGGCUGUGCGAGUGCUGGCUGAGCAGAACGUCAUCCCUAACGUGGCCAACGUCACUUGCUACUACCAGCCGGCACCGUACGUUGCAGAUGGCAACUUCAGCAACUACUACGUGGCCCAGGUGCAGCCGGUUUACACUUGCCAGCCCUCAAACACCUUCUGCCCAUGGCUGCCCUGCAACUGAGACCAAUCAGGUAUACGAUGGCAGUCAAAAGAAUUGCUCAGAUGUAUGUUAUGCAUUGAUGUAUACAAACUUUUUUUUCAUAUGCUUGAAGGGAUCUACCUCCCCUACCAUUCUGUCAACUCAAGGUGAUGGUCUGGCCAAAAAUCAGAUGUACACAAAUUUGCUCUUUACACCAAGAUCUACCUAUCACCAGAGUCUGGUGCAUUUCGCCCCUUAACAUUGCCAAAAACUGCCUGCUUUAACAGGAACGGGCCGUUUGAUAUGUAAAAUAACCAACCACAGUUCACUGUUUAAGUAUAAUGUGUAGGGAUAGGUGAUUCUCAAAAAGGGGCUUUUUAUAGAUAACAGUACAUUAUACAGUGUCAGAAACCACAUAAGUAACUUGACAGUUUGAAUCCAAUUUGUGAUUAUAGGCAUACUGUUUGCACAAUAAUAAUUGGCAGGCUAUAAACUUCCGUUAGCUCCAUUAGCUCCAUUAGCCUCCAGUGCAGAAAAGAACCAAACGUCAGACACCAGAUGUCUUGGCGACAGGCUACUUUUGGUGUAAUAGGGGAAAUGAUAGACAGAUGAAUAUGGGGGCCCAUUGGAAGACCAUUUGCUUGGCUUACUAUUGUUUUAAAGAAGUAAAAGCACAAACAACAGCUGUAUAUUUCAACACGACAAUGCAACGUGCCAUACCAUUUCAGGUCAGGGAGUGGUUUGAGGUGAAAAUUCACUCGAUCAUAUGGCCAGCACAAUUCCAUACCAAUUCCCAUUGAAAAUUUGUGGGAAAAACUGGAAAAUCUAAGAGAAGAUAAACACAAAAUGGUGUAACAACGCAGUGUUAGGUUGUCAUCAAGAAACUAGCAUCAGUUAGCAAUCUUUGUUGUCCAUUUCCUACAUUCAUUUCUUUGCUAUGUCAGUGAUCAUAACCAAAAACAACUAAGCAAUUCUUCUUGACUGCUGGUGUAUAAUGACGGACAGUUGCGAGGACCGAUCGGACCACCUUUCGUUUGCUUCGGAGAUGUGACAGAUGUACAUUUCUUUAUUUUUUUUGUGUUGAAAAUGUGGAGAAGUCAAGAUGCCACACAAUGCUGGCGGCAAAACUCAUGACUUACUCGUACGUGGGGGAGGAAGGGAGGGAGGAAGAGAGGUCACUUGGCCUCGUUCCCAGAGGACGUCAUGCUGUGCCCAGGUGUUCAGAGACUGUAUGGCGAACCUGGAGAAACACCACACAGGCUAAAAGGCAACGAUCAUGACAACACGCAAUCUCGAGCUUGACCGAGCUCAGAUUUCAUUCUGUCACCUGAAUUCGGGUGAAGAAUGAGAGAGAUAGUUCUCUUUCUAGUUUUGCUUUGUUUUUAGGACCUGUACAAAGACUUGAAGAGAUGUACAAAUAUAUUAAGGCUUGCCACCACAUAGGUUGUUGUGAAGGCAGAUGGGAUAGAGAAGAAAAGAUCAUUCAGAGACUCAGUCGAAUAACCAGGGACGAAACUGUUUACAAAACCAAAGAUAUUUUCUUAGAUGUCAGUUAUAGCUGGAAAAAGAAACAGUUUUUAUUAACAUUCUGUAACUAUCCAAGUGCCUGCAACAGAUCAAAUGCAACCAAGAUUUAUAGAGCAAAACCCCCCGAGUUCGGGAAUCGAAUGGGGGUGCUGCCCUGGACACGAUGGAGGGACUCAUUUUAGUGUGUUUGUGUGUGCGUGUGUGUGUUUUCAUUCUACAGUAAGUAAAUAUAAGGGAACAGUCUCUUUUUGUAUUUUCUAAAAGGUAUUAUUUUGGGGGUGGAAAUCUCUGACCUCAAAGUUAUUUGAUUUGAUAUAAUCACAAUUCUGUACAUCAUGAAAUCUUAGAUUGCACUAAAAUUUGAUUUGAUUUGA